This is a messenger RNA of Dryobates pubescens (Downy woodpecker), 4381 nucleotides long. It is a transcript of the gene MLEC, whose product is annotated as malectin. Bases 1 to 849 code for a protein of 282 amino acids. The transcript has 5 exons. The record is from RefSeq and is a predicted model, not a curated record. NCBI's taxonomy places the organism in Eukaryota, Metazoa, Chordata, Aves, Piciformes, Picidae. Gene Ontology annotation, cellular component: membrane. Gene Ontology annotation, molecular function: carbohydrate binding.
AUGGUGGGCGCCGGGGCGCGCGGGGCGCCGCGGCUGUCGCCCUUGCUGCCGCCCUUGCUGCUGCUGCUGCUGCUGCUGCUGCGGGGCGCGGCGGGCGGGCUCGCCGAUAGCGUCGUCUGGGCCGUCAAUGCUGGCGGCGAUGCCCAUGUGGAUGUGAACGGCAUCCACUUCCGCAAGGACCCCCUGGAGGGCCGCGUGGGCCGAGCGUCUGACUACGGCAUGAAGCUGCCGAUCCUGCGCUCCAACGCGGAGGAUCAGAUUCUGUACCAGACCGAGCGCUACAACGAGGAGACCUUUGGCUACGAGGUUCCCAUCAAAGAGGAAGGUGACUAUGUGCUGGUGUUGAAGUUUGCAGAGGUCUAUUUUGCGCAGUCGCAGCAGAAGGUAUUUGAUGUCCGCUUGAAUGGCCACGUGGUGGUGAAGGACUUGGACAUUUUUGACAGAGUUGGACACAGCACAGCUCACGAUGAGAUCAUUCCCAUGAGUAUCAGAAAGGGGAAGCUGAGUGUCCAGGGGGAGGUUUCCACAUUCACAGGAAAGCUCCACAUUGAGUUUGUAAAGGGCUACUAUGACAAUCCCAAAAUCUGUGCCCUAUACAUCCUGCAAGGAACAGUGGAAGAUGUUCCAAAGCUGCAGCCGCACCCAGGUCUGGAGAAAAAAGAGGAAGAUGAUGAUGAAGAUGAGUAUGAUGAUGGCUCCAGCAUUAAAAAACAGGCAAAUAAGAACCGGGUCCAGUCAGGCCCACGCACACCAAACCCCUAUGCCUCAGACAACAGCAGCCUCAUGUUUCCUAUAUUGGUGGCCUUUGGUGUCUUCAUCCCUACCCUCUUCUGCCUCUGCCGAUUGUGAGAGCAAGCCCUGCAGAGCAUCAGCCGAGGGGCUGGGAGGGAAGGAGUUGGACCAAACACAGUUGCUUUCAAUUUCUCCAUAUUGUUCAUAAUUUAAGGGAAAAACAAAACAACGACAAAAAAGAACACAAAAAGAAAAAAAAAAGAGGGAAAAAAGGUGAUUGAUUUGGAAUGCAAAGCAGGUCCAGGUGAGAGGGAGCUUCCCCUCCCCCUGCCAGCAAGCAGCACAGCCCUCGCCUUCCCCUCCGCACCUCUCCAGGGCAUCCAAGAGCCCUGGCAGUCUGUGUAUGGAGCUGCUGAAGGCCGAUGCUGCCAGUCCCGGGCCGUGCCCCACACCGAGAGGAAGCCAUGUGCUGCAGGAUCUCUGCCUGUGCUGGGUGGAAUGUGGUUCCUUAAGGAGGGGAGCAGCUGGUAAGAGCAGGCCUGGGCACACGUUCUGCCUGGGAGCGCUGUGGUGCUGUUGGGUGUCCAGCACCUCUGGAACACAGAGCCUGGCUCAGCAUCCCCCACACUGUGAGCAACCUGACAUGGUAGUGGCCUGCAGCCCCUGUGGAGAUGUUCUCCUCCCAACACUGCAAGCUGUGCCAGGAGCAGAGGGGUUUGUCUGGCCUGAUUUGCUGCACUGGUUGGGAGGGACUUUGCUAGGCUGGCACUUGUUAGCCCCAUUGCAGAGGGAGUCUGCUGUAGCCCAGGAGAGCCUGAUGUUGGUAGCAUCUGAGCAGAUGCUCUUGCUUUCUGCAUUGGUUUUGGCUUUUGUUUCCUUUCUUAGCUUUUUCAAAUGUUUCAUUUUAAGCCUAGUUCCUUGGUUUGCCCUUUCUAGCAAGUAACUUCUCUGGGAGAAGCUGAGAUUUAGAUGACCUAGAGAGGAAGAUUUCUCGCCCUUCCUGACAGUUAGCUCCCUGCCCCAUGACUGAACAGCCUGUGCUGUAGGACAGAGUGGAGCAACCUCCUGGAUACUCUCUGGGGAUGUUCCUUGCCACAGGGACCAGCGCUGCCUGCCUGCAGUGGUGAGAAGUGCAGUGGAGUUCGUCCAUGUCCAGUCAGCUGGGCCUCUUGUGUGUCUGAGGCCCUGUAGUGAAGGGACAGAUGUCCAACAUUCAGUGCUGUAGAGCAAGGUGGUUUGCUGCCCUCUAGAAAUCUGUAAGUGAGCAAACACUGGAGACAGGGUCACCUGCUGUUCCCAGGGAUGUUUGCUUGCACAUGUAGAGCCUGUGCCUGCCUGGCAGGGGCUGAGCUCCACGAGAGCCCUGGCUGUGCCUGCUGCCUUCUCUUGGGCUUGGCCUCUCACAUGCUGAGCAGUCAUGGCUAGCAGGACGGUGAUCUGUGCGCUGGAGAUCUGUCCCAGGCAGGCUUGGGUCCUUGUGGGUCAGCCUGGGUGCUGGUGAGCUCUGGGCUCACAGAACACUUCACCUCAUGCUGUCUCUUGUCCUCAGAAGUGUUUUCUCUUUACCUGGUGCAGUGGCACUGAGCAGUGUCCUCGCCGCUGCUUCUCCCUGUGCCUGAGGUGUCAUGGAUUUGACCCCGUGCAGCGGCUCAGCCUUCACUUGAGUUUCUGCAGGAGAAGCCUUUCUGCUCUCCUGUGCCCAGGCAGCUGAAGCCUUCACUUCCUCCCAGCCCUGCAGCUGUGACCUGAGCUGUCAGCUCCAGCUCCGGAGGGGAGCUGGGGAGGUGCCAAGCAGGGCUCUGCACAGCAGUGGCACUGAACCCUGCCUGUCUGGUUGCAUGCAGCACUGCUGCAGGCCUGACCCUCAUCUGUGUGAGCUAAAAAGCAAGCAGUAGGACCUUAACUGCCUUCUUUCCAAUUGCACAAGUGGUAAUAGCCAGUCUGGGAGAAGCAAAGGGGUCUGUGCUGCAGUGCAAGGAGAAGAGAGGCUUUAGAGAGAGCAGAUCCUAACAGAUGAAAAGGUGGCAAGCUUGAAGGUGUCUGCUUUGUCUUCUAGCUGCUGUGAAAAUCUUAGUGCUGAUAAAACUCCUAAAACACAAGCUCUGGGUUGUGGUGGUUCCUGCAGAGUGCUCCAGUGUUUUGGGGACUGCUCUAACUGGAGCACCGAGACAUUUAGAUCUCUAUCAGCUUUGGGAAGCAUGAACUGUGCUGAUUUGUUAAGCAAAGAAUCUGGACUUGAAAAGCAAGCUUGCCUGUGAGGAGCUGCUCCCCUCAGGGCUUCUGGGCUGCAUUUUAUUUGAGUAUCCUUAAGGAAUCAUUCAGCUUCUCCUGGUUCACCCAGUGAUCUGCACCUUGCCUAGCAGCAGGAGAGGGGUGUGCAGAAGUCGGAAACUUCCAGGGUAGUUUAUCCCUGCCUUCCCUGGCAGCCAGGGCACCCAUUUUGUGCCAUUAGCCACCCUUGGGCAAUGCUGUAUAGGGUGAGCUGUUGUGUUCUGGUUGCUCAGCUGGGAUGGAUUUGUCUUACUUGAAUAAGAACAGGGAGGAGGAAGAGUUCAUCCUUCACGACUCCAAUUUAGUCGUUCUGGCUCUGGUUUUAUUCAUCUUUGUCACUACAGAGCUGGUGGCUGGGUGGCUGUGGGGUUCCUGACCUGGUUAUGGAGCCAUGAGCCAUUUUCCUUGCUGGGCCAGCCCUUGACAGCUUUGCCUGGGAAGGAGCCUUCAAAUAAGGGGUGUGGGAGCACAGGAGGAUAGUAGGUGACAACCAGUCAGCACCUCACUGGGAAUGGCACACUUGGGCUGGCUCCUCAUGGCAUCUCUGCGUGGCACCUGCAGGCCAGAGAGAUGGGUGUAAUGAGGUACCUGGUCCUGGGCAAGAGAAAAUGUGGGUUGGCUGCAGCCUUCCAGAAUGGAAAGCUGUUGAACUGAGAUGGGUUAGAGACAAACCUGUUUGUGCUUCGCUGCCUCUCCCCAGCAGCAGGCAGGUGGAGCCUGUGUCCCUGUGCAGCAGUGUGGGUGCUGGGUCAGGCUAGGCCUUGACUUGGUGUGCAGAGCAGUGGUGUACAGAGGGACCCAUAAGGCAGUUGAAUAAAGUUUCCGCUUGUUGGUCAUGUUUUGGGCCAGGAUUCCAGAGCCUGUUUUAAUUAUGCCCUCCUCAGUACCUCUGAGCCAGGCCAUUUUCCCCUUGUGUGUGACUGGAACAGCUCUGACCCUUUUGAGUAUGCCAGGUGGCAGUGAGCAGAAAGCCAAAUGACUUCCCUUCUCUUUUGUGCCUUUGUCUCAGGCUUUGAAUAGAAGUCUACCUGGAGAAAGUUGUGUUGGUUUUUCUUUUUUCUUUCUUUUUUUAAGGGCUUCCUGAGUUGUUUUUCCUUUUCCCCCAGGGGUCAGGCCUUCCCUGCCCCUGUGAUCAGACGGGGACUGUCUCACUGUCCCUGGAUGCCAGCUCCAGAGGUCACAGCUGAAGCAGAGAACUGUGAACAAGUAGCUUUGGUUCCAGCCCUUGAGGUCACUGGAAAAAACACCUAGCAGGGGCAGAAGAACUGGAAGAGCUCCUUCAGGUCUGGCCUCCUGCAGAAAUCUCCUGAAGGCAGAACAGAGAACUUCCAGAUGGUCUGGUGCCUGUGUGCCCGUGUCUGUGCAGUUCAGAGCUGAA